Musa acuminata AAA Group (dessert banana) is the source of this 1030-nucleotide messenger RNA. RefSeq names its product abscisic acid receptor PYL12-like. Lineage: Eukaryota; Viridiplantae; Streptophyta; Magnoliopsida; Zingiberales; Musaceae. The transcript has a single exon. Gene Ontology annotation, cellular component: nucleus; cytoplasm. The record is from RefSeq and is a predicted model, not a curated record. Gene Ontology annotation, biological process: abscisic acid-activated signaling pathway. The coding region runs from base 245 to 814 and encodes 189 amino acids. Gene Ontology annotation, molecular function: protein phosphatase inhibitor activity; abscisic acid binding; signaling receptor activity.
UUGGCAAUAUGGUUCGAGCACAUGCAAAAUGAAUUGAAAACAGUUGUUAUCGUGGUCUGAAGGCCUAAACAUGGGUUAGGAUACGUUCGAGAUAGGAAAGUCUCACCCGGACAAGACAAAAUAGCUAACGCAUGAUGUACUUGGACUAGAAGCAAGACCCGCGUUUAGACUUUGGGUAUCACCGCCACUGGGAGGAGUCUUAUAAGCAGUGAUCGCGAGCUUGAGUAGGUGACGAUAAGGACGGAUGCGGUCCGUGACGAACAUGCCGUUGUUGCCGAGACCCGCGGCGGGGAGCCCGGCGACGCAGGAGGUGCUAAGGCGGUACCACAGCCGGCACAAGGGCCCGGGGCAGUGCGGCUCAGUCAACGUGCAGUACGUGUCGGCGCCGCUGCCAACGGUCUGGUCGCUGGUCCGUCGCUUCGACCGGCCGCAGGACUACAAGAAGUUCGUGAAGGACUGCGAGCUGAGCGCGGGGGACGGCGGGGUGGGCAGCGUGAGGGAGGUGACGGUGGUGUCCGGCUUGCCGGCGGGGACCAGCACGGAGCGGCUGGACACGCUGGACGACGACCGGCACGUCAUCAGCUUCUCCGUCGUAGGCGGCGACCACCGACUCAGCAACUACCAGUCGACAACGACGCUCCACGUGAGCGGUGGCGGGACGGGGACCGUCGUGGUGGAGUCAUACGUGGUGGACGUGCCGCCGGGCAACACGGCGGAGGAUACCUGCGUGUUCGCGGACACCAUCAUCCGGUGCAACCUCAGGUCGCUGGCGAGCAUCUCGGAGGAGAUGGCUGGAUCGCCAGCCGACGGCUGAGCCGAUUCCUCGGUUGAUGGUUACUUGAAGCGUGCAACCCGAGGGAAGAAAGCACGUGCUGCUUUCUACCGGUCUCGAUUGCAGUCUUGCGGCGUAAGGUUGUAACCUUGAGGGGGAACAGUAAAGUGCCACUGGUCUGUGUGUGCUUAUACUACGCGUAGAUGUACAAACGAUGCGACUUAGCGUAAUGCUCUUACGUAGUUUGGUUUGGUUUAA